CUAAGGAGUCCUUAUAAUGUAGCGACAAGUCCUUUGAGUUUGGUAUACUUUAGUUAAAUACUAAAAGAGUUAUUGAUUUAACGUUAAGAUUAGCAGUUUUUUCAGGCCACUUUGAGUGAGUAACUGAAAAGCUGAGGUGAGCAUGUCUUCCUCGCCCGGUAUCCAGCCUCAGGAGUCCAUGGAUGUGGUCUACAUCUCCAUAGAGACAGCCAUCGCCCUGGUGUCGGUGCUGGGGAACAUCCUGGUGGUUCUGGUGGUGUAUGUGAACCGAGCACUUCGGAACACCACAUUCUUCUUCAUCGUGUCUCUGGCUGUGGCUGAUAUUGCUGUUGGGCUUCUAGUCAUCCCUCUGGCAAUAGUCAUCAGUCUGGGACUGAAGACUCAGUUCUACACAUGCCUUUUCCUCUCCUGUUUGCUCCUCAUCAUCACUCAGAGCUCCAUCUUGUCUCUACUGGCCAUUGCCAUCGACCGAUAUCUACGAGUCAAGAUUCCCACCAAGUACAGCUCCGUAGUGACCCAGGAGAAGGCCUGGGCAGCUGUUGGCCUGUGUUGGGUGCUCUCUUUCCUAACGGGCAUGGUGCCAAUGACGGGAUGGAAUAACCGCGGUGCCCUGAGUCACUCCAGUGACAUUCCCUGUACAUUUAUGGGCGUCAUGAGGAUGGACUACAUGGUGUAUUUCAACUUCUUUGGAUGGGUGGUGGUCCCACUGGCCAUUAUGAUUUUUCUCUAUGUGGAGAUUUUUCGAGUAAUAAGAAGGCAGCUCAACAGCCGUGCUGAGGCCACCUGUGAUGCAGAGAGAUACUAUCAGAAAGAGCUGAGGCUGGCCAAGUCUCUAGCUUUAGUGGUCUUUCUCUUCAUCGUGUGCUGGAUGCCAAUACACAUUAUGAACUGCAUCAGCUUCUUUUGCAAAGACUGCAAAAUCCCUACAGUAGCCAUGAAUGUUGGCAUUUUUAUGUCCCAUGUGAACUCAGCAGUCAAUCCCAUGGUUUAUGCCUUUAGGAUAAAGCGCUUCAGAGUUACAUUAAUUGAGAUCACUAGCCGAUGCAUGUUAUGCAGACGCACACAACACACACCUUGUGCUACAGGCACACCAGCAAUUAUAGAGAAGUCCACUGGGAACUUACAAAACAGGGCAGGCAACCUAUGAUAACAAGGGCAAAACAUAAUACAUUAACACUAA
Messenger RNA from Periophthalmus magnuspinnatus, 1180 nucleotides. RefSeq names its product adenosine receptor A1-like. Gene Ontology annotation, molecular function: G protein-coupled adenosine receptor activity. Gene Ontology annotation, biological process: G protein-coupled adenosine receptor signaling pathway. The transcript has 2 exons. Gene Ontology annotation, cellular component: dendrite; synapse; membrane. The record is from RefSeq and is a predicted model, not a curated record. Bases 143 to 1147 code for a protein of 334 amino acids. Lineage: Eukaryota; Metazoa; Chordata; Actinopteri; Gobiiformes; Gobiidae.